AUGCAAACUUCAAGUUCACAGUCGGGCAUAGGGUCUUUGAGAAGUAACUACUCAGAGACUUCACUGCCUGACGAUAGAGUUAUAAUGCACGGCGAGCAUAGCAGUAGCAACUCACACAGCGAGCGCAACAACUAUGAUGAUGAAAAGGCCAAUCUUAAAACUGCAGUGUCGAAUGAUCAUAAACACGAAGACAACCAAAUUAAUAGAUUGAAGAGUAAUGACUACGUUGUUCCCAAAAACGAACGUAGAGGACUGUUACCUCAACUUGCUAUUGUACCGGAGUUCAAAGACGCUAGAGAUUAUCCACCUAAGAUGAAGAAGAUGAUCGUGUUUUUAAUUGCAUUUUCCUCCAUGAUGGGCCCCAUGGGUACAUCGAUAAUUUUUCCUGCCAUAAAUGCAAUUACAACUGAGUUCAAAACGUCAGUGAUUAUGGUGAACGUUUCAAUCGGUGUGUAUCUAUUGAGUCUUGGUGUCUUCCCGUUAUGGUGGUCUUCUCUCUCCGAGUUGGAAGGUAGAAGAACUACCUACAUUACUUCUUUUGCGUUAUUAUUUGCAUUCAAUAUCGGGUCUGCUCUGGCUCCUGAUAUUAACUCAUUUAUUGCUCUGAGAAUGCUUUGUGGAGCUGCUUCUGCCAGUGUCCAAAGUGUGGGCGCUGGGACAGUUGCUGAUUUAUAUAUCAGUGAAGACAGAGGAAAGAAUUUGAGCUAUUAUUAUCUGGGCCCACUACUAGCGCCACUAUUGUCUCCAAUUUUUGGUUCUCUGUUAGUGAAUCGCUGGCCUUGGAGAUCUACUCAGUGGUUUAUGGUCAUCUUAUCUGGGUGUAAUGUCAUUCUUUUGACCGUCCUACUACCCGAGACAUUAAGAAAACAAGACUCGAAGGGCGCUAUUGCUCGAAUUUUAGCUGAAAGACGUAUUCAAGUAGACCAUAACGAGCAUGGAGAGAUUCAAGAAAACUAUCAGAGAGAAGAAGAUGAAGCUGACCAAAUUGGAAAGCAAGCUUCCAGAUUAUCUACUGAAAAGCAAAACUAUGUUGGAGAAAUCAGGGAUCAAGAUUCGUUAGAUCUAGAAAGUCCUUCUAGCCACGUUCCUUAUAAUGGACCAGAAAGGGAAAACCAAUUGCAGCGGAUUUAUACCGAGGCAAGUAGAAGCAUAUAUGAAUACCAAUUAGAUGAUAGCGGUAUUGACGCAACGACGGCACAAGUUACAAGAAUAAGGUCAACAGAUCCAAAGUUAGCAAGAUCAAUUCGAGAAAAUAGCUUGAGAAAGUUACAAACCAACUUGGAAGAACAAGUCAAAAAUGUGCUAUCCAAUAACGGGACUGAAAUUGCCCCUAAGAAUAUAUCAGCAGCUAGAAAAGUUUGGGACAUCUUUUUUAUUUAUUUUGUCAAACCGUUAAAAUCACUAUACUUCCUACAAUACCCUCCCGUGGCACUUGCAAUAACUUUUUCGGCAAUUUCCUUUUCUACCGUAUACUUUGUCAAUAUGACGGUGGAAUAUAAAUACUCAAGACCUCCUUACAACUUUAAACCAUUAUACAUUGGUCUUCUCUAUAUUCCAAAUUCUGUAACUUACUUUUUCGCCUCUAUUUACGGUGGACGUUGGGUAGAUAUGCUUUUAAGGAGGUACAAGGAGAAAUAUGGAAUUCUUGCUCCUGAAGCCCGUAUAUCAUGGAAUGUUGUCACAUCUGUCAUAUCUUUUCCCAUUGCGCUAUUGAUAUUUGGUUGGUGCCUAGAUAAAAAAUGCCAUUGGGUAACACCACUAAUUGGAACAGCCCUUUUUGGGUAUGCCGCUAUGAUGACAAUCGGGGCUACUCUUUCUUAUCUAGUCGAUUCCUUGCCAGGAAAGGGUGCCACAGGCGUCGCUUUGAAUAAUCUAAUCAGACAGAUCUUGGCGGCAACUGCUGUAUUUGUCACUACACCCAUGCUAAACGGCAUGGGAACUGGUUGGGCUUUCACAUUGCUAGCCUUUAUCGUAGUGGGUGCCAGUAGUGUACUUGUAGUAUUGAAAAAACAUGGUGAUUACUGGAGGGAGAACUACGACUUACAAAAAUUAUAUGACAAAAUUGAUUAA
Saccharomyces mikatae IFO 1815 is the source of this 2070-nucleotide messenger RNA. It is a transcript of the gene QDR3, whose product is annotated as Qdr3p. NCBI's taxonomy places the organism in Eukaryota, Fungi, Ascomycota, Saccharomycetes, Saccharomycetales, Saccharomycetaceae. Bases 1 to 2070 code for a protein of 689 amino acids. Gene Ontology annotation, molecular function: polyamine transmembrane transporter activity. The transcript has a single exon. The record is from RefSeq and is a predicted model, not a curated record. Gene Ontology annotation, biological process: transmembrane transport; intracellular polyamine homeostasis.